This is a messenger RNA of Lachancea sp. 'fantastica', 1686 nucleotides long. NCBI's taxonomy places the organism in Eukaryota, Fungi, Ascomycota, Saccharomycetes, Saccharomycetales, Saccharomycetaceae. The record is from the annotation of a GenBank genome assembly.
AUGUCUACAACUAUGGUGGCAUGUGGCAAGGUAGCUUUAAGCACCAGGCAUUUGUUGCGCUGCCAAUCGACGCUUUCACCAGCUUUACAGAGACUACAUGCUGAUCUGAAAAGCGAUGAGCUCUUACCAGGUAAUACGCCGGACUAUGUUCGUUUGAUCCUCCGGUCGUCCGUUUACGACGUUAUUGAAGAGUCUCCUGUGACGCGCGGUAUUGGUCUGUCGUCACGUCUUAAUACCAACGUUCAUUUGAAAAGAGAGGACCUGCUGCCGGUUUUCUCUUUCAAGCUGAGAGGUGCCUACAACAUGAUGGCCAAACUAUCGGAAAAGUCCAAAAGCAACCAGGGUGUUAUUGCGUGCUCUGCGGGAAACCAUGCACAAGGUGUGGCUUUCGCAUCCAGACACCUCAACAUGCCUGCCAUCAUUGUAAUGCCCGUCAACACCCCAUCCAUCAAGUACCAAAAUGUGUCAAGACUCGGAGGACAAGUUGUGCUCUUUGGUAAUGAUUUCGACGAGGCCAAGAACGAGUGUGCCAGAAUCUCGGAAGAAAGAGGCCUCGUUAACAUCCCACCUUUCGAUCACCCUUACGUUAUUGCAGGCCAAGGAACCGUAGCCAUGGAAAUCUUGAGACAAGUGCACAAUGCAUCCAAGAUAAGCGCGGUAUUCGUCCCCGUUGGUGGUGGUGGCUUAAUAGCCGGUGUUGCAGCCUAUAUCAAGAGAAUCGCGCCCCACAUCAAAGUCGUGGCUGUCGAAACUUACGACUCCGCCACUUUGAAGACAUCUUUGGACAACGGCUACAGGACGCCCUUGCCACAGGUGGGCACUUUUGCAGAUGGUACCUCAGUGCGUAUGAUUGGUGAAGAAACAUUCCGUAUUUGUCAAGAGCUAGUUGAUGAGACCGUGCUCGUCAAUACUGACGAGAUCUGCGCUGCCGUCAAAGACAUUUUCGAGGACACCAGAAGCAUCGUCGAACCCUCUGGCGCGUUGGCCGUGGCAGGUCUAAAGAAAUAUAUCACUCAGCUCUAUCCUGACGUUGACCAUUCCAAAAAGUCUUACGUGCCAAUCUUGUCUGGCGCCAACAUGAACUUCGAUAGACUGAGAUUUGUAUCUGAACGUGCUGUCCUUGGUGAAGGCAAAGAAGUGUUUAUGCUUGUUACCAUCCCAGACAUUCCUGGGUCGUUCAAAAAACUGCAAAGAGUCAUUCACCCAAGAGCCGUUACGGAGUUUUCGUACCGUUAUAACGAACACGACACUUCUGCUGAAACUCCUAAGGCCUACAUCUACACAUCUUUUAGCGUUGUUGACCGUGAAAAGGAGAUCAACCAGGUUCUUCAGCAGCUGCACAAGCUGGGCUUUGAGGCUGUCGAUAUCUCUGACAACGAAAUGGCUAAGAGCCAUGGCAGAUACCUUGUGGGGGGUGCUUCCAGAGUUGAAAACGAGAAAAUCGUAUCUUUUGAGUUCCCUGAGCGUCCCGGUGCUCUUACAAAGUUCUUGGAUGGCAUGAGUGAGUCCUGGAAUUUAACUCUUUUCCACUACAGAAACAAUGGUUCCGACAUUGGUAAAGUUUUGGCCGGUAUCUCAGUUCCUCCUAAUGAUGAACAAGCAUUCCAAAGCUUUUUGAGUGAUCUAGGAUACAGAUACCACGACGAGACUGAGAACAUGGUCUACCAGAAAUUUUUGAAGUUUUAG